This is a messenger RNA of Toxorhynchites rutilus septentrionalis, 908 nucleotides long. RefSeq names its product cuticle protein 8-like. The record is from RefSeq and is a predicted model, not a curated record. Lineage: Eukaryota; Metazoa; Arthropoda; Insecta; Diptera; Culicidae. The transcript is spliced from 2 exons. The coding region runs from base 129 to 815 and encodes 228 amino acids. Gene Ontology annotation, cellular component: extracellular matrix.
UCUAGAAGGUCGCGGGAAGUAACGGACCCAAUUUGAAGAGAUGUUAUUUGGUAUAAAAACACAUGUUUCGUGGUUUGUAAUGCAUUCGAAACAAAAGUGAGAUACAGACAACACUGUAAAAUAGCAUCAUGGCUUUCAAAUUUGUUCUACUCGCUACUCUGGUAGCAGCUGCCAGCGCAGGACUCAUUCCAGAGCACGGAUAUGCUACUUCUCAUCAGAUCUCCAACAUCCAGCAUCAUGCUCCAUCUCUACAUCAUAUUGCUCCAGUUCAGCAUAUUGCUCCAGUUCAUCAUGUGGCCGCUAUUCAUUCUGCUCCACACCAUCACACUAUCGUGAAGGAAGUCGAACACCACGCUCCAGCCAACUAUGAAUUCUCGUACUCUGUUCAUGAUGACCAUACCGGAGAUAUCAAGAGCCAGCAUGAAACUCGCCACGGAGAUGAGGUUCAUGGACAGUACAGUCUUCUGGAUUCGGAUGGUCACCACCGCAUUGUUGACUAUCAUGCUGAUCAUCACUCCGGAUUCAACGCCGUUGUCCGUCGUGAACCAACCAACGUCAAGAUUGCCCAGCCAGUGCACAAAGUGAUCGCUCAACCAAUCCAUUUGGCCUCUCAUCACGCUGUUGCUCCUCUGUCCCACGCCACCAUCUCGCAUCAUGCCGCUCCGGUGGCUCACAUCAGCCAUGCUGCUCCUAUUGCCCAUAUCUCGCACCAUUCAGCUCCAUUGGUCCACACUUCGUUGUCGCAUAUUGCCCCAAUUGCCUACCAAAGCCAUGGACAUCUGUCUUCAAACCAUCUGAAUCUUCAUCACUACUAGAAAAAGUAAACAACAACCAGAAAAUCACAAUUAGGAACCUGAUUAUUGUAUCUAGUAAAAAAGAAAUGAAAUAAAAGUAGAAAUCAUUCAAAA